Lytechinus variegatus (green sea urchin) is the source of this 3863-nucleotide messenger RNA. Its product is annotated as protein NipSnap homolog 2-like. The transcript is spliced from 10 exons. The record is from RefSeq and is a predicted model, not a curated record. Lineage: Eukaryota; Metazoa; Echinodermata; Echinoidea; Temnopleuroida; Toxopneustidae. Bases 82 to 930 code for a protein of 282 amino acids. Gene Ontology annotation, cellular component: mitochondrion.
UACCGUAUAUGUGGCCUGACAUCGAUACGAAAUUCUUUGCGAAGUUAGUGUUGCCAUUUUUUCCAAGAAAGUGCGGAAAACAUGGCUUCAAAACUGAAAUCGAGCUUUUCAAUCGUAUCACAAGCAUCUCGCAUUGCCACGAAAGUGUCUUUGAGGCCUAAUAUUGGAGUGCUGAGUAGGACCUAUGCUAAUGAAGGAGGAGAAGGAUGGCUUUCCAAACUUCUUCAUGUAAAGAGGGUUGAGCCAGCAACAAAAUCUCAUGCUAUGGCUUUGACUAACAAGGAUUUAGUCUAUGAAAUGCAAGUGCACAACAUCAAACCAGACUGCAUGGGUGAUUAUAUUAAACUUUCAGAUCACCAUUUGAGGAGGGUCCAUGAGAAAUCAGACUACCCUUGUGAACUCUUUGGAAGCUGGAGCACUGCUUUUGGUCCUCAAGAUCAAGCAGUUCACAUUUGGAUUUACAAAGGUUUUGAUGAGGUGAAAAAGAUGUCAGAACUGCUAUGGGAAGACAAGGAUUAUCUGGAAUACAAGAAGUUACGUGGUGAGAUGUUGGUUGGUAGGAGUAAUCAACUUCUCAUGCCUUUCUCAUUCUGGGGAGAUCCACCUCAGAGAGAUUCAUCACAUCUUUAUGAACUCAGAAGUUAUCAUCUCAGGCCUGGAACAUUAAUCGAAUGGGGAAACAACUGGGCAAAGGGAAUUGUUCAUCGGAGGGAACAAAAUGAAUCAGUCUUGGGUCUCUUUACACAGAUUGGAGAUCUCUAUCUUGUUCAUCACAUAUGGGCUUACAAAGAUCUUCAGACUAGGAAAGAGAUCAGAGAUGCAGCGUGGAGAAAACCUGGUUGGGAUGAUUGUGUUGCAUAUACUGUGCCUCUGAUCCGACGUAUGGAAACCAAGAUAAUGAUCCCUCUACCUUGCUCACCGCAGAAGUAGGAACUCAUCUUUGAAGAUGUUCUGUUGUCUGCAUUAUCGGUGUUGUGUGUAUGAGAAGCCAAUGCAAUGGGUGGAAAGUGUGAGAAUUCACAAUCUCUGCAAGCCUUGCCAUUGAAGGAUUUGAGAAUAUUUUGGUGAUACUGUUAAAGGUCUAUGCCUCUUGUAGUCCUGUACUUAUACCAUCCUAAUGCACCCCCACCCCCUUCUCUCAAUGCCCCUCUUUUUGCCCUUCACCCAUAUCUUUAUAAUGUGUUUAUUAUGUUUUGUUCUCUGUCUGUCACUUCUAAAUUCAUCUUCUCUUUCUGUAUAAUCAUCUAUUGUUUCCUAUCUUUCUGUCCAUCUUAGUCUUUCUUCAAAGCUCUUUAUCUUUCUGUUCAUCGUUUCCCUUUCCUUGACAAUAUGUCACUCAGAGUUGUGUAAAGAAGAUACUCAGCAGUGUUAUUCAAUCAUCGAUUCAUCAAUUGUAACUCUUUGACAAUUGGGAAGGGAUUUAUGGUAACGAAUAAAAGCAAAGACAUUCAGUUUGGCUUAUUAGGCAUUGAUUUUGGAUUCCAUUCUCUUGUCCUCAACUCUGUAAAAUAUGAAGAAAAAAGAAAACGAGACAUGUAAAAUAUAUAAAAAUCUGAAAUGCAGGGUUUUUUAGGGGGUACAUUUGUGUAAAGGUGAAUUAAUCAAUACAACUUGCAUUGUUGUAAUUGAAAGGAAAUGAUCUUUGUGAAUGAGCUUUGCAUGGGGCAAGAUAUUCUAUAUAAGAGUUUGGAGAGCUCUUUCAAACUAAUAUAAUAAAAUUAAUAACAAUAAAGAAGAUUUUUCAGACUUUUAUUGUGAUUAAUGACAGAUUUUAUGUUGGCUGGCCUGAAGUAUUUGUUUUGAUUUUGAAUAUUUGUAGAGGCAUGUGUCAUAAAUAUGCUAAAUUUACUAUCUUUGCUUAUCGGAUUUGUCUGUAAACUGUGUGCAAAUGCACAUGACAGACGAUAUCCAGUUGAAAAGCAGUUUAUGUCUUAAUCCUCAUAUUCUCCAACUAAUUACUUCGGGAAGAGAAACAAGCACUUAAUGGUAUGGAAUAUACAUCAGAAAUUACUCUGAGAUAUAAAUGACUGCUUAAAACAAUGAGUUCAAAAUUUGGAUAUGUGAAUGAAAUAAUGGUGUCCUCAAGUAUACACAGAUUUGGUUGUCUUACAUGUAGGUUAUAGUCAUUUGGACUAAUACCAGUUAGUCUAAUUACCAGAUCAUUUAACACAACUAUGGCUUACCCAUUUGUUCUAUGAUCUGUUUUGUCAAACUGUUGUGUGAUCCUGUUAUCACUAUGUCUGAUACCUAUUUGGCUAAUUCAUGUAAUAAUCAAAUGGCCUGAUUGCAACUUGUCCAAUUCUUUUUCCAUUUCAUCUAAUGACCAUGUGGUUCAGUAUGGGAAUGAUAAAGUUGGAUUUGACCAAGUAGCAAUUUAUCAAUAUGUAGAUUACAUGUAUGUGACAUGUUUUGAGCGAGGAGGGCUUUAUCCCAACCAGAAUAUGAUGCUCUUCAGAGUUUGAAGACAUUUUAUUAGCAAUUUAUCAUAAAAAUUUGUAAUGUAAUAACGCACAAUAUGCAUGGAAUACAAAAGCUUCUAAAGGUUUGUGGUGUCAGAAGUUUUUUCCUCUAUUUUUUAUCAUUAAUGUACAUUUUAAUUAGAUAUAAGGACCUUUUUUAUUUCUCAAGCCAGAGAUUGGGUGCCAUAGUGCUUGCAUUAAACGAUUUGAUAGGAGGCAUUUCAUGAUCAUGUGUAUGCAUUUCAACUUUGUAACCAUUGUAUUGAACUAAAGUUUCAAGACUAUAAGAGUUAUAAUAUGAGAGUAUUUAUCACAUUAUCCAAUUAAAAAAAAAUGGAAUGCAGCAUUAAGGUAGGAUUUGAAGUGUUUAUACAAUACUAGAGUGAAUAUAUGUUGAGAAUGAAAAGUUGUUUGUAAUGGAUGGUAGACAGUAGCAAUACAUUGGGCACAUUGUAAAAUGAAUACCACCGAUGAUUGUCAUGAAGCUAUUGUAAUGCUGGCAUCAAGAUUUAUCUUGCUUAACCCCUGUCACUUUUUGAGCUUACAUCUAAUUGAAUUCUUGAAUCGCUUUUAUGACAAAUGAGAAGCUUGGUGUAAUAUAACUCAUAUACUUUUAUAUUAGUUUCAUCAAUAUUCAGUGAUUUUGAGUGUUGGGACUUUUGAAAUGGAAAUAUAAAGAUGGAAAGUAUAAAUUGUUUAUUAAAAAUUCAAACAAAAAUGAAAUUUUGACUUUGCUUUCAUACUGUUCUUGGUCAUCACUUUUUAAAAAAUAUAUCUUUAUGCAGAAUUAUGUAUUCCUAUUUUUUUCAUUUGUUUCAUGUAUCAGAUACAUCAAAUAACUAAAAUAACUGUCUGUUGAUUAUAUGUCACCUUCAAAAAGUUGGCAUAUAGUUUGUUUCUGUAAUAUAUAUUUGAUCAUAGAGUCUGAUGAUUUACAGAAGAAAAAAAUGUGUGUUUUAUAAAUACUGUUCCUUACUUCACAAACACAAUUGCCCCCAAUAAAUGAACUAUUUUGGGUUGCAUUUUUAAACAUAAUAAUGAUAGAGUUAUUCCAUCUUUACCUAUACCUAUCACCUUUACCAAAAUUAUUUCAGUAUUGCAAAGUAUAUACAGUAUGUUACUGUAAGGGAUGUUCAAUUGGGUUAAACAAAACCUUUUUUUUCUUUGUUAUUUGCCUAUUAAUUGAAAGGAAAUAAUGUUAGUUUAAAACUAUUUUUAUUACUUUAUGGGAGAUAUUCUGCAGCUAUCAUGUGAAACAUGAUGUAGAAAGUCUAUCAUUGUAUAUUGUAAACUAUGUGUGAGCUUGGGAUUGUUAUUUAACAAGGAGUUACAAAUUAUAGCUCAGAUUGCUGUUUUAAAGCAGUUAUAUUGAAAAUAUUGAAUAAAGGUUCAUAUUUGAAUUGA